Molecule: messenger RNA, 405 nt
Organism: Moesziomyces antarcticus
Lineage: Eukaryota; Fungi; Basidiomycota; Ustilaginomycetes; Ustilaginales; Ustilaginaceae
Exons: 2
Coding region: 1-405 (134 amino acids)
Source: RefSeq, a predicted model, not a curated record
AUGAAGCUUCUUACCUCUUUCGUGCUUAUGGCCCCGGUCUUUGCUGGACUUGCCAGCGCAGACUGGGUGGCUCAGGAUCCGCCGAACAUGACCGUUCCGGCCCUCUGUGCCAACACGGACGCCAGUCGAGCUUGUUUCACCACCGACAUCGGAGACCUUACCCCCGGUGCUGGCUCGCACUUCAAAGGCUUCAUCGCUGAUGACAAGAAGAGCUUCGUCGUUGUCCCUGAUACGGACAGUUCGGCUUCGCUUGUGGUGGGCAGGUACAAGAUCAACAUCAACUGGAAUGCCACUGGCAACAACGACAAGAACUGCGCUGCUGUUGAUAUCGAGGAUCAGAACGGUAACGAGAUCACCAACUACCUCACCUGCUCCAGCGCCAAGUGGUACAACCUCUCGGCCUAG